Molecule: messenger RNA, 1464 nt
Organism: Nilaparvata lugens (brown planthopper)
Lineage: Eukaryota; Metazoa; Arthropoda; Insecta; Hemiptera; Delphacidae
Product: mitochondrial fission 1 protein-like
Exons: 4
Coding region: 309-797 (162 amino acids)
Biological process (GO): peroxisome fission; autophagy of mitochondrion; mitochondrial fragmentation involved in apoptotic process
Cellular component (GO): mitochondrial outer membrane; peroxisomal membrane
Molecular function (GO): protein binding
Source: RefSeq, a predicted model, not a curated record
AAACAAGCAGAAGCAUUGCAAUAAUAUUGCAAGUGUUUACUUUUUACAAAACUGUGCCUGAUCUGUUAUUUGAAUAGAAUUUCAUUUAUUGCGUGAUGUGGUGCCAAUGUAGAUUGUACAAUUUUUAAUAUAUUUUUCAAAUUUGAAGAUCAUUAAUCUAAUACAGGCCUAUGUUUAAUGCCUUAUUGAGAAUAAAAAUUGUCAAGAAAGACUAAUUUUAACAAGAUCAGUUCUACAAAUUUCCUUCUUCAGAAAAGCUGAUCAAUAAACUUACUUGGUUAAAACUAGAUUGGAAAUUAUUUUUAAAAAUGGACAUAGAAGAAAUUUUAAAUGAUGUUGUACCAUCGGAUCAGUUGAAGAAAGCUGAAGAAUCAUAUUAUAAAGCAUCGGAGACAGGACAAAUGACAAAGGAAAUUGAAUUCUAUUAUGCAAAUUGUUUAGUAAGAAGUAAAUAUCCAGCUGAUGUACGCAAAGGCCUCUCGAUUUUUGAAGCAAUGUGCAAGAAAUACAGAGAAGAGGAAAAGAGGGACUACAUUUACUUCUUAGCUCUUGGAAAUGCAAGGAUCAAGGAAUAUUCAAAGGCCUUACAUUUUGCUGAAGCUUUUCUCACAGUAGAACCAAAUAAUAAACAAGUUAUGGCAUUGGAAGAGGUUGUCAAGAAAAAGCUUAGACGUGAGGGCUUAGAAGGCGCAGCUGUGGCAGGAGCGGCUGGACUAGCAAUUGGUGGCAUUAUAGGAUUGGGUUAUGCUCUCCUUUCAAAGAAAAAAUCAUCAAAUGAUGACGAAUGCAAAAAGUGAAACUGAAAAAUGAUCCAGUUAUGUUUGCAAGUGUUUAUAUAAUAAUAAAUAAUAGUUUUAUAUAAUAAUAGUUUUUAUAUAAAGUUAGUUUUUAUAAUGCAGUGGUCUCAUACAUCUUACAAACCGUUGUAAGAGGUUUUAGUUAGUUUAAUGCAUAAUAAUUAUAUUCAUAUUCAAUGAACUUGAGAAUAACGUCUGUUAUCCACCACCGAUUCUAAUGCGCAGUAAGUUAUUUAUAGUAAUCUAGAACUAAUUUAUACAGAAAGUGGAGUAAGUUGAAAAGUUUUGAAUUACCCUUUCUUAAUUUCUCACUAAAAAAAGAUUAGCUUGAUAAACCACUGUUAUCGAUUUAUGGGUAUUUUAUUUUUAGCAAAAAUAUCGUCUUUUUAGAGACCCAUAAUCGAUUCUAGGAGUUGAGAACUAAAUCUAUACAAGAAUCUCAUUUAUUAGCUGUGAUCUGUUUUAUUUAGUACAUCAUUCUAAGAUUGCAUUGUAUUGUCUUCCAUUUCAAAUCAAUGGUUGCAGAUGCUUUGAGAUUUGAAUCGUCAUUAAUCAUAGCAGGUUAUUUAUAAUCUGUUCCUAUUGAUGAGACGUAUAGUUUUCAUUUUUAAUUUUGCUGUUAGUACUUACUGUGUACACGUAUAGCCCGUUACGCAAACUUAACGUU